Purpureocillium takamizusanense is the source of this 360-nucleotide messenger RNA. RefSeq lists its product as uncharacterized. NCBI's taxonomy places the organism in Eukaryota, Fungi, Ascomycota, Sordariomycetes, Hypocreales, Ophiocordycipitaceae. The coding region runs from base 1 to 360 and encodes 119 amino acids. The transcript is spliced from 2 exons. The record is from RefSeq and is a predicted model, not a curated record.
AUGAAGCACCUCGGCCUCGCACUCCCAUCAACGCUGCUACUGCUGCUCUUCAGUGGCGGGAGCCACGCGAAGGGAAGACACUGGAUGAGUGCCCUCGACGGGCCGCAGGACUUGAAGACGGCCCAGGUGUCCGUUCAGGAGUGGAACGGCAACAUCACGGGGGAAUGCUCAGAAACCACUCAGAGAUGCGAAUUUUCCAACUUCGCGGUAAUUGAUCCUCGGUACAACUACAACAAUGGCCAGCCCGUGAAGUUCAGCCAUAUAAAACGUGGCCUGCCUUGCGCCAAGGAUAAACCGGUAAGCAAUGGCGCGGCCCUUGAAGAUGGCCAGCAGACACCAGCCCAUUAUGAUUGGAAAUAA